Triplophysa rosa is the source of this 1257-nucleotide messenger RNA. Its product is annotated as general transcription factor II-I repeat domain-containing protein 2-like. The record is from RefSeq and is a predicted model, not a curated record. Bases 1 to 1257 code for a protein of 418 amino acids. NCBI's taxonomy places the organism in Eukaryota, Metazoa, Chordata, Actinopteri, Cypriniformes, Nemacheilidae. The transcript has a single exon.
AUGUCAGCAUCAUCUGCCACAAAGAAAGGUGAGAUGUUAACUCAGGAUGUGCUAACCCAGCUAGAUGAAGCUGUGCGUAAUGCACCAUGUGUAGGCUUAGCUGUGGAUGAGUCCACUGACAUUUGUGACAAUGCUCAGCUGUUAGUGUAUGUCAGGUUUUUCAACAAAGACCAGAGAGCAUUCUGUGAAGAUAUGUUAGGUGUCACUCCCCUUCAGACCAGUACAAGAGGAGAAGACAUCUACCUGGCCAUUAAGGAGAUGUUACAUAAGAGAGGAAUAGAGCCAAAACAAUUGAUUUCAAUAACCACAGAUGGAGCCCCUGCUAUGAUAGGGAGAGAGAAAGGAGCUGUAGCAAGACUGAAAGAGGACAAUCCUGAGCUAAUAGCUUACCAUUGCAUUAUUCAUCAAUCUGUCCUCUGCGCCUCGCUGUCAGAUGAGCAUGCUGAGGUGAUGAAUACAAUUAUGAAAAUGAUUAAUUUUCUGAGGGCAUCCUCUUCCUACCAGCAUCGCAUGCUUAGGGAAUUCCUCAGAGAAGUUGAUGCCAAUUCUGAUGAUCUUUUGCUGCACAACAAUGUGAGAUGGCUCAGCAAAGGCAGGGUGUUAGCACGCUUUUGGUCCAUCAGGAGGGAAGUAGCAUCUUUUUUGGCAGAGCUUAAAAGUCAGAAGGCAACGCAGUUUUCUCUCUUUUUAGAAAAUGAGAAACAGAUGGAUAAUGUGGCCUUUUUGGUUGAUAUCACUUCACAUCUGAAUGAACUGAAUUUGAGGCUACAGGGCAAGGACGAUUCAAUUUGUGAACUGAUGACAGCUGUCCGCUCCUUUCAGAGGAAACUUGAGGUGUUCAAGGAAGACAUGCAGGGAGACCGUGCACACUUCCCAGCAGUGCAGGAACAGGUUCAGGGACAGAGAGAUGUGUCUUCUUUUGUUGACUUUAUUGAUAAGCUGAUUGUUAACUUCAGCAACCGUUUUGACAGCUUCAGGUUUGGACAGCAGCUCACCAUGUUCAUUCAGAACCCAUUUCUCAUCACAGAUGUCAGGGGGUUCUCAAAGGAAGUCAUACAGCACUUUAAAUGGGCAAAUGCUGGACCUCUCCAGAUGCAACUGGUUGAUCUCCAAGCAUAUGUGGCCCUGAAAGAGCAGUUGGUAAAAACUGACCCCUUCACUUUCUGGCUCCAAAUGGUCCCCGAGACAGCUUUUCCAGGUCUGAGGAAAGUUGCCCUAUACAUCUUGACCAUGUUUGGCUCCACAUACAACUGCUAG